AUGUCUUCUUUCUCGGAUGCUGAGAAGCAUGUACCCGUCGAAGAGUAUGGCGAAGUCGGCCUCGGGUCAACACCUCUAGUCAAUGCCGAUAAACUGGCUCGCCGUCUCUCGGGCCGACAGGUGCAGAUGAUCGCUAUCGGCGGUACUAUCGGCACCGGUCUGUUUCUCGGUACGGGUUCGUCCCUCGCCACAGGUGGUCCUGCCUCCAUGUUGAUCGCCUACGCGAUCUGUGGUGCAAUUGUGUUUAUUACCAUGCUGUCUCUGGGUGAGAUGGCUGCUUUCGUCCCCGUUGCUGGUUCCUUCUGUACAUUUGCAGGUCGCUUUGUUGAUGAUGCUUUGGGCUUUGCUUUGACAUGGAACUAUUGGUUCAAUGAUGCUGUUUCAACCGCUACUGAUAUCAUUGCUUUGCAACUACUGUUGGAAUAUUGGACAAAUAAUUUCCCAGGCUGGGCAAUUAGUCUGAUCUUCCUUGUGGUCGUCAUCUCACUGAACCUGUUAUCAGUGAGAGUCUAUGGCGAGAUUGAAUACUGGUUGAGCUUGCUUAAAGUCAUCACCAUUGUGAUCUUCAUUAUUCUUGGUAUCGUUGUCAACUGUGGUGGUAACAAGAACCAUGAGUACAUCGGAGGCAAAUACUGGAACCAUGGAGAGGCUCCUUUCGUUGGCGGCAUCGGUGGUUUUGCCUCGGUCUUUGUCACAGCCUCAUUUGCCUUUGGUGGUACCGAGUCCAUCGCCAUCACCGCCGGUGAAACGAAAAACCCGGCCAAGACCAUGCCCAAAGUCGUGCGUAAUGUCUUCUGGCGUAUUGUGCUCUUCUAUCUUCUUUCCAUCCUACUCAUCGGCCUCAAUGUCCCUUACGAUUACCCGGGUCUCUCGAACGAGAACAGUCGCUUCAGUCCGUUCACUAUUGUCUUCGAAGAAGCUGGCAGUUCCGUCGCAGGUAGCUUCAUCAAUGCCGUUAUCAUGACCUCUGUCAUCUCCGCCGCGAACCACGCCCUCUUCGCUGCCACCCGAUUGCUGUACACAUUGGCUGUCGACGGCUAUGCCCCCCGCGUGUUUAGCAAGUUGAACCGCUUCCAGAUUCCCUGGAUCGCCGUCCUGGCUAGUUCGGUCAUCAGUGGACUCUGCUUCGGUGCAAGCUACAUCGGCGCCGGUCAAUUGUGGUCCUGGUUGCAAAACAUCGUCGGCGUUUCUAACCAACUCUCCUGGAUCUGUAUUGGCAUUGCCUCUCUUCGCUUCCGUGGCGCUAUCCGUGCCCAGGGCCUCGAGGAUCUCCUUCCUUUCAAGAACUGGACAUACCCAUACGGGCCCAUCUUUGCGAUCGUCCUCAACACUGUCCUUGUCUUGGUACAAGGAUGGUCCUGCUUCAGCCCACACUUCAAGGGCGUAAGCUUUGUUUCGUACUAUAUCGAAAUCGCGAUCAUGAUUGUCAUGUUUGUGGGCUGGAAGCUCAUCAAGCGGACCCGAUUUGUUCGCAGUGCAAACAUGGAUCUGUACACCGAUCGGUAUGACGGUAAUGGCCAAACUCCCGAAGAAGAAGACGCGCCGCAACGAAAAGGAUUCGUUGGCAAGGUACAGCGCUUUGGGCAGUGGCUGUUCCUUUGA
This is a messenger RNA of Penicillium verhagenii, 1602 nucleotides long. RefSeq names its product amino acid permease. Gene Ontology annotation, biological process: amino acid transmembrane transport. Gene Ontology annotation, molecular function: amino acid transmembrane transporter activity. Lineage: Eukaryota; Fungi; Ascomycota; Eurotiomycetes; Eurotiales; Aspergillaceae. Bases 1 to 1602 code for a protein of 533 amino acids. The transcript has 5 exons. The record is from RefSeq and is a predicted model, not a curated record. Gene Ontology annotation, cellular component: membrane.